AAUAACUUCCUAGUUAUAUCAUUCCGGGGCAGUGUGGUUGGGGUUAGAGGUCAGAAAUUGAGACCGACUCCCUGUUUAGCGAUUCGGUUUUUCUCCGCUGCAGCAUCCCGGGACAAUGUGACCCUGCACGGAUCACCUUCAUUAGCUCGUCGGAAACCAUUACGAAGUUUGAUCGGUCCACGACGUGCACGGUUGAGUGACCGUCAGCUGGUGUAGCUUGCCACAGCAGCGGGAGGUAAAGGAAGAGAGAGAGAGGGGGAGGAAGGCUACGGCUCCAUCGAGCCAUGCGACAGUGGUGCCUCCCGGCUGCGGUACCGCGACCCGAACCGAUGCCCACAGGGCGCCUCUCACCCCCGCUAUCAGAUGUGAGGAUGGAGUGUUGUGAGGUGGAGCCACGCUAUACCAUCGAGCAGAUCGACCUCCUUCAGCGUCUCCGUCUCUCAGGGAUGACCAAGCCACAGAUCAUCCAGGCCUUGGAGUCCCUAGAGCGGCUAGAUCCCGACCAUCGGCCCCCGUACUGCAACGACACCCACGCCGCCAAUCCCACAACCAACACUACCCCUACCACAGCCUCCGCCCCAGCCCCCUCCUCCUCUUCCUCCUCCUCUUCUUCCUCCCUCUCCUUGGCAUCCGCCACAACGCAGACCCCUGGGCUAGACGGCGCCUCACUGUCGCCUAGCAACAGCUAUGAGGCCUCUCCCCCACCGCUGUACCCACAUGGGGUUGGAGUUCAGAAGUCUUUUAGCUAUGACAUCAUGGCAGAGGAGGACUGGGAUCUGGAGGAGAAGGUGGAGGAGUACAUGAGGAGGGACAGUAACCUGGUGAAGGAGGAGAUUAAAACCUUCCUCAACAACCGCAGGAUCUCCCAGGCCAUCGUGGGACAGGUGACAGGUAUCAGUCAGAGCUAUAUCUCUCAGUGGUUGCUGCAGCAGGGCUUGGAGAUGAGUGACUCCAAACGCAGAGCCUUCUACCGUUGGUACCUGCUUGAGAGAAACAACCCAGGGCUGAGAUGGAGUGAAAGCCAGCACGGCCCGGCGGGUCUGGGCCCAGGGCUUGGUGGUCUCGGCCAGGGGUUGGGCCAGAACCUGGGCUCUGGACCCGCCAGGGGAGGGGACAGAGACGUCACAGGGAUGGUGGGAAACGCCGCUACGGGCGCCACAGCCGCGGCCACUGCCUCUACCACCUGGGGCAGACAGAGAGAGCUGCUGAUGCACCUCCUCCCAUGGUACACUGCUGCCGCACAGCAGGCACAGCCAGGUGCUACCCUGUCGAUGCGCUCCCUGGUGAAGGAGGAGCCUGAUUGGAGGACGGGCGUCAGCCCUGGGGAGAGGGGCGGGGUGGCAGGCGGUCCUCUGAGGCUGCGGAGGGGAAGCAGGUUCACCUGGAGGAAGGAGUGCCAGUCAAUCAUGGAGAGUUUCUUCAUGGAGAACCAGUACCCUGAUGAAGCGAAGAGAGAGGAGAUCGCUAACGCCUGCAACUCAGUCAUCCAGAAACCUGGAUGCAAGCUGUCCGAGUUUGAGCGUGUCACGGCUCUGAAAGUGUACAACUGGUUCGCCAACCGCCGGAAGGAGAUGAAGAGGCGGGCUAAUAUAGAGGCAGCCAUCUUGGAGAGUCAUGGUAUCGAGGUUCCAAGCCCGAGCUGUCAAUCCAACGGGGAGGACUUGGAACCACAGGACUUCACAGAGCAGGUGAAUCAACGAUUCAUAGAGCAGGAAGAGAUAUCUUCCGGGAAGGACCUUGAUCUACAAGACACCUCCUCAUUGGCUGCCGUCGAGGUCCUUCCCCCUCCAAUCCCCACCUCUCAGGUUCUGGAACAGAAAGCUGACGAAUCGAAGAGAGAGACAGUGGACGAGGAGUGACCAAUGGGAGAGCGUGGAUUUGAAUAUAUAACGGCAUAUUAAAAAAAUAUAUAUUAAUAAUAGAUGCUCUGAAUGUCUUCAGGGGUUAUGACAAGUCAGUGCGUUAAUUGUUGAAAAGGGUGCUAUAGCUCUCGGUGCCUCUAGUGGUAGGGAGGCCACUGUGUCUAUACAGUAAUCAUGCUUUAUAGUAAUGUCAAUAUUUAUCUCUAUCUCUCCAUGUAGUGCAUUCCAAGACGGUCUUAAACGAAAGAUGACUCCUUAUAAAUAAUAGGGGUCUAAGUGGUUAAAUCCUCUAGAAGCUCAACAGCCUUUUAACGUUUUCGUUGCUACUUACUUUUUAAUUAUUAUUAUUAUUUUUUUAAAGGUUUUGACGAGUGGUUGCGUAAUAAUGGACUGGAGUGGGAACUGAAUGUUUUGAACCUGCAGGUCAGGUGUGUUUUGAUGAUGAGGUGAAGACGGGCGUGUUUGGUCGAGGCGAGUUGAACUUUUGGUGUGACGAUAAGUGUAAUAUCAGCCUUCUCUGCUAGCUUGAAUGUCUUUGACCCGAUCUUAGUAAACUUGUUAGACGUUGGGAUCAAUCAAUCAAGUAGUCCGGGUCAGUGUUAUUAAGAGUCCAACCCUGAGGGACAAAUGGAAUCUCAGGUAAACCCAAAGAUGGUGGAUGAUGACGAAUCAUCACGUUUCUCUCUCUCUCUCUCUCUAAUAAGCUUCGUUCAAAAGGAAUGUUUCAUAUCAUAUGUUGACUGUUUCUAUGACAACAACAAAAAGCAUCUGUAUUCUGUCUUCGUUGGGAUGUCAGCAAGCCAAACUAACACGGCGUUUCAUUUAUUACGCUUCCUUAACGGUCGUCUUUCCUCAACAAAUGUUGAUUUGAUCAAAUGAACAUUUUUAUUAUGCAUAAGUAGCAAAACUAAUAAUAAUGAGUUACUCAUGUCCCUUUUUCUCUUAUCGACAUGAACCACUUGUCCGCCGAACCCAUCGAGAAGCUACUCAAAAGUCUAGUCUGGUUUGGGUUUUAAAAAAAUAAAGAGAUCUUCUAGGCCACAUUAUUAUUAUUAUUAUUAUUGAAGUUGUUAAUCAUGACUUGUAAAAUGUAUCUGUGUUAUAAACAGCACCUUCUUCUA
Oncorhynchus tshawytscha (Chinook salmon) is the source of this 2983-nucleotide messenger RNA. Its product is annotated as homeobox-containing protein 1. Gene Ontology annotation, molecular function: double-stranded telomeric DNA binding. Bases 285 to 1859 code for a protein of 524 amino acids. Gene Ontology annotation, cellular component: nucleus. Gene Ontology annotation, biological process: positive regulation of DNA-templated transcription. The transcript has 11 exons. The record is from RefSeq and is a predicted model, not a curated record. NCBI's taxonomy places the organism in Eukaryota, Metazoa, Chordata, Actinopteri, Salmoniformes, Salmonidae.